CUCCCAUUGCAGUAACUUCAUUGUGUAAAGGACAAUGGCUGUUUUUCUGCUUCUUCUCAUUGUUUCCUUUCUCUCAUUUUAUCCCAUACAGGCCACUCAAGAGUCACAUUCUCAUGUUCACAUUGUGUACUUGGGCCACAACGAUGGCCUCAAUGCUUCACUUGCUGCAAAAGUUCAUCUCCAACUUCUAUCAAGAGUCUUUACAGACCCGGAUGAAGCAAGAGAUGCUAUUCUGUACAGCUACAGCUAUGGAUUCUCUGGAUUUGCUGCAUUGCUCAAUUCUACACAAGCUGCCAAAUUAUCUGAAGAGGUCAUAUCAGUAUUCAGGAGUAGGAUGCUGGAGCUCCAUACAACAAGAAGUUGGGAUUUCAUGGGCCUCAACCUGCAUAUUCAGAUGGAACAAUCAGCUGGAAUGCAACUGAAAUUCGGAGACGAUAUAGUUGUCGGUAUCCUAGAUACAGGAGUGUGGCCUGAAUCCCAGAGCUUCAGGGAUGAUUCCCACCUAGGCGACAUCCCGUCGUCAUGGCACGGCACGUGCGUGGCCGGCGAGGAGUUCGACCCGGCCACGGCGUGCAACCGGAAGCUCAUCGGCGCGCGGUACUACCUCGCCGGAUUCGAGAGCGAGGUCGGCCCGCUCAACACCAGCGGCGGCGCCGAGUACCGGUCGCCGCGGGACCGCGUCGGGCACGGCACGCACACGGCGUCGACGGCGGUGGGCGCCGUGUCGCCGAACACCAGCUACGUCGGCGGCCUGGGCAGCGGGGUGGCGCGCGGUGGCGCGCCCCGGGCGCGGCUCGCCGUGUACAAGGUGUGCUGGCUCAAGGACCUCACGGGGCGGUGCAGCGACGCCGACAUCCUGGCGGCGUUCGACGACGCGCUGCGCGACGGCGUCCACGUGCUCUCGGCGUCCCUCGGCUCGACGCCGCCGCUCACGCCGCUGUUCAUGACGAGCACCGAGAUCGGGUCGUUCCACGCGAUGCAGCUCGGCGUGCCGGUGGUGUUCUCCGCCGGGAACGACGGCCCGGACGCCGGGACGGUGCAGAACGUGUCGCCGUGGGUGAUCACCGUCGCCGCCAGCACCAUCGACAGGAGGUUCCCGACGGUGAUCACUCUCGGGAACAACGUCUCGCUCGUGGGAGAGAGUUUCAAUGUGAAUGACACGAAGACGAGAUUAGUAGAAAGUGGCAGUGUCUUCGCGGAUGGGUCUUGCUCACUGGACCAGCUGACCAACGGGAGCCACUCGGCGGCGUCCGGCAAGGUCGUGCUGUGCUUCUCCACCAUGGGCAUGGUGUCCGGCGGCGUCGCGGCGCUGGCGGUGUACGCGGCCGGCGGCGCCGGCGUGAUCUUCGCCGAGACCAUCUCCCGCAGGUCGACCCAGGACAACCUCCUCCUCACCGUCCACGUCGACCUGCGCCAGGGCACCCGGAUCCUCGACUACAUCCGCAGCAGCAGCCGGCCGCCGACCGUGCGCAUCUCCCGGAGCCGGACCCUCAUCGGCAGGUCGCCGGCGCCGGCCGUCGCCUACUUCUCCUCCAGGGGCCCGAGCUCCAUCUCCCCGUACAUCCUCAAGCCUGACAUCACCGCUCCCGGCGUGAACAUCCUGGCGGCGUGGCCGCCCAAGUCGUCGCCGACGGUGAUCCCUCUGGACAAGCGCUCCGUGACGUGGAACUUCGACUCGGGGACGUCCAUGUCGUGCCCGCACGUCUCCGGCAUCGUCGCCGUCGUGAGGUCUGUGCACCCGACGUGGUCGCCGGCGGCCAUCAAGUCCGCGCUGAUGACCACGGCCUACAUGUACGACGACACGUCCGACGUGAUGCUGGCCGGCGGGACGCUGAAGGCGGCGGAUGGCUUCGACGUCGGCGCCGGGCACGUCGACCCGCUGCGGGCGCUGGACCCGGGGCUCGUCUACGACGUCGGCGCGCGCGACCACGUGCUCUUCCUCUGCAGCCUCGGCUACACCCGCGCGCAGAUCCGGCAGAUGGUGCUCCCCUCGCCGGCGCUCGACACGAGCUGCGGCGGCGCCGCGCCGGAGUACGACCUCAACUACCCGGCCAUCGUGCUCCCCCACCUCAACGCCACGGUCACCGUGAAGCGGACGGUGACGAACGUGGGCGCCCGGAGGGACGCCGUGUACCGCGCCGCCGUCGUCAGCCCCCAGGGCGCGCGCGCCGCGGUGUGGCCGCCGGCGCUGGCCUUCUCCCCGUACCGCGACGUCGCCUCCUACUACGUGACCGUCACGCCGGCGAAGCUGUCCCGCGCCCGCUACGACUUCGGCGAGAUCGUCUGGUCCGACGGCUACCACCGCGUCCGGACGCCGCUCGUCGUCAGGGUCGCCACCAUGCCCGACACCGCCGCCAUGGACACCACUAUUUCCACUGGGCCACAGGACUCCUAGUCCUAGCUCAGCUUGUUCUGAUCUGCAAAAGUUGAGAUCUUUUCUGUGGAUUUCUCCGAGUUUGGAGCUCAUUUCUUCGCACGAGUAGGUGUCAGUUUGUCACUGGUCAAAUACUAGCCCAAAUGAACAAAUUUCUGGACGCUGCUUCUACUAUUAUUUACUGCCAUUUUCUACGAUGGCUAAUCAUGCACGAAUUAUUUAUUUAUGUAUGAUGAUGUGAGUGAUUAAAAAUCUGAUGGUUCACCUAGAUCCGUGGGAGCAUUAUUGAUCGAGAUGUGCAGUGCAGCUUCGAUCUGGGGAAGCGAGCAGGGGAAU
Oryza brachyantha (malo sina) is the source of this 2710-nucleotide messenger RNA. RefSeq names its product subtilisin-like protease SBT3.18. Gene Ontology annotation, biological process: proteolysis. The coding region runs from base 35 to 2395 and encodes 786 amino acids. The transcript is spliced from 8 exons. Gene Ontology annotation, molecular function: serine-type endopeptidase activity. NCBI's taxonomy places the organism in Eukaryota, Viridiplantae, Streptophyta, Magnoliopsida, Poales, Poaceae. The record is from RefSeq and is a predicted model, not a curated record.